Molecule: messenger RNA, 2169 nt
Organism: Aureobasidium melanogenum CBS 110374
Lineage: Eukaryota; Fungi; Ascomycota; Dothideomycetes; Dothideales; Saccotheciaceae
Product: phenylalanine ammonia-lyase
Exons: 3
Coding region: 1-2169 (722 amino acids)
Biological process (GO): L-phenylalanine catabolic process
Cellular component (GO): cytoplasm
Molecular function (GO): ammonia-lyase activity
Source: RefSeq, a predicted model, not a curated record
AUGGAACCAUCGUCCGAGCAAGACGUUUCUACUGCAGAUGCUCGUCCUCUGAUCAGCUCAAGUGUGUUAGCCUGGAACGUCAUUGAACAAUUGCUCCAGGAUGAACACCGCAUUAUCGAUGGGCAUUCGCUGGACAUCGCCAGUGUCGUUGCUAUUGCCAAAUAUGGAGUAUUGACACAAAUAUCGACCGAUACUGAGAUCGACAAACGCAUGAACGACAGCGUCGGUAUGCUGAGAACUCACUUGGCCUCAGGCCAUCUUGUUUACGGCGUCUCCACGGGAUUCGGUGGGAGUGCAGAUACAAGGACCGACCAUUUGGAAGAUCUCCAAAGGGCACUCGUUCAGCACCAAAAUUCUGGAGUGCUUACGAGCAACGAUAUCGGCCGCCCUCAGAAUGCAUCAGCGACAAAGCAUCCUCUUCACUCUCGAGAUCUCGAUUUGAACUUCAGCACAAAUUCAAUGCCAACGAGCUGGGUAAGAGCAAGCAUGCUUAUCAGGUGUAAUUCGAUCAUCCGAGGACACUCUGGUGUACGACUCUGCGUGGCACAGGCCAUCCUUCAGCUCCUCAACCACAAUAUCAUCCCGGUCGUGCCUCUUAGAGGCAGCAUUUCGGCCAGUGGUGAUUUGAGUCCUCUCUCAUACAUUGCUGGAGCCAUCGAAGGCUCUCCUGACAUCUACGUGAGGCUUGCAAAUGGUAACAUACUGUCGGCGGCAGAGGCAUUGAAAGAUUUUGGCAUUGAGCCUGUGGUCUUUGAACCCAAGGAAGGUUUGGAUCUUUUGAAUGGAACAGCAUUUUCUGCUGCGACAGCAUCUCUUGCCUUGCACCAGUCUCAAGAGAUUACUCUUCUGUCGCAAGUCCUGACUGCGAUGAACGUUGAAGCCAUGCAAGGAUCUGCAGAACCUUUUUGGCCUCAGAUUGCAAAAAUGCGCCCUCAUCCUGGCCAGAUUGAGUCAGCUGCGAACAUCCUUUCCUUUCUUCAAGGUUCAAAAUUGGCGAAAUGUGUUGGGUCGCCGAAAGAUACGAAAAUGAGUGGUCUUUAUCAGGAUCGUUAUGCCCUGAGGACUGCAUCCCAGUGGAUUGGGCCCCAGAUCGAGGACCUUGUACUCGCCACUUCUCAAAUCCAAACCGAGAUAAAUUCCACUACCGACAACCCAUUGAUGGACGUCGAGUCAGAUCACGUCCUCCACGGAGGCAACUUCCAAGCUGCCGUGGUGACUUCCACCAUGGACAGAACUCGCCUUUGUUUGGAACGAUUGGGGAAGAUGCUCUUCUCUCAGGCAACAGAAAUCAUCAACCCAAUGCUCAACUGUGGACUUCCAGCAAACUUGUGUGCAGAUGAUCCGUCAUUGUCGUUUACAUGCAAGGGAAUUGAUAUCAAUAUGGCUUCGUAUCAAUCGGAGCUAGGCUUUCUCGCCAAUCCUGUUGGAAGCCACGUUCAGUCAGCCGAGAUGCACAAUCAAGCCAUCAACAGUCUGGCCUUGAUCUCUUCAAGAUACACACUCCAAGCACUCGAUACAAUCUACCUGAUGGCGACCGCCCAUUUGUUCGUCCUCUGUCAGGCCCUCGAUCUGCGUGUACUACAGAUUGAUUUUCUGGAGUACGUGGAGGCAGAACUCGAGAGACAUGAUUGGUUUACCAGCAUGCAGGCGCCCACGGAAUUGCACGAAUCGCUCAAAGAUGUGGUCUACACACGCAUCAAGUCUGUUUGGACUACCACAAAUACCGCUGAUCUUGACAAAAGAUGCAAAGUCACUGCCGAUGCUGUCAUACCAGACAUCAUCAACACAUUUGCGAAAGCUUCACCUGGCAUAUCUAUUGAGUCUACUAAACUGGUCGAAUUUACGAAAAACUUGCAAAGUCGGAUGAAAAUUCUGUACGAACGUGGUAGACAGAAUCUUUUCGAUGAUCAUCAGACAAUCACUCCAAAGUCUCUAGGAAAUGCAGCCAAACGUAUGUACAACUUCGUUCGAGGCGACUUGGGUGUAAAAUUGCACCGAGGCUUGAUCGAAUAUCCUACCAAACCGAUUGCUCCGGGUGCUAAAGUAGAGGAGCCGCGCAGAAACAUUGGAAGCAGGGUCAGUGUGAUCUACGAAGCUUUGAGGGAUGGACGUGGAAGUGCGGUGCUUAAGGAAAUUGCUGAAGAGAGUCUGAAGGAGAAGCAAAUCUAG